AUCACAGGGUCACAGCAGGAGUCAGGAUGGAACAAGGGUGAAACAGAGGUUAGGAAGUUCUCAACUGCUGCAAGCAGUAAAUGCUGGCUGUAUGGACAAUAAAGCAAUAAAUGUCGACCUUUGGGCAUGGUAUGGAUAAUAAACUACGUACAUGGGGGGCUUGUCUGAUUUACAGCGCCAGACUGCAUAAAGGGGAGGCACAGUCAGUAAGCUUUGAAAUGGAGGGUAUAAGAUGUUCUGGCAACUGUGAUGAGGCAGACUACUCGGUUAAAGACAGCCUUUUUGCUGACACCGAGCUCUCCCUGAAGGCCUUUAGAAAGGGAAGUGGAGCCUUGCUUGUACAGCAGUUUCAGUUUUACUGUGAACAUCACUGUAACAACACAUUCUUAGCAUGGACCCCACUAUCGAGCUGACACCUUCAGGAGCGCCUCAGGAUUUAGAUGGUGGGACAACAGUGGCGUGUGUUAUCCUGGGUCUUUCCUUUCUGGUCGGAGUGCCUGGGAACCUGUUUGUAAUCUGGACUAUCCUGAGGCACGUCAAGCAGCGCUUUCACACUGUGGUCCUCAUCCUCCACCUGGCCUUGGCAGACAUGAUGGUCCUCAUCACCUUGCCUGUGUGGAUCUACUCCCUGGUGCACACCUUUGUGUUUGGAUGGGCAGUUUGCAAGAUCUUGAUGUGUGUCAUCACUGUGUGCAUGUAUAGCAGCAUCUUCUUCAUCACCUUUAUGAGCCUGGAGCGCUAUCUAGCCAUCUGUCAUCCAUUUCUAAUGAUGCGGUGGAAGACUGAAAAUAAUAUGAACAAAUACAUUGCAUUUUUGUGGCUUCUUGCGCUUCUUCUUGGAUUGCCUGAUAUUUUAACCCAGACCUUGGAUCACAGUGGCAUAAAUGAGGGGUGCUUUGCCAGAGACUUCAACAACAAGACCCAAGAAGUCACAUUAUUAUGCCUGCAGACUUUGCUGGGCUUCGUGCUUCCUUUCAUUACGCUUAGCACCUGUUACUGUCUUGUGGCUGCACAGAUCAAGAAAAUGAGUUACAGCUCAAAACAGAAAUCCAAAGUUCUCAUUCACACUGUGGUGCUUGUGUUCCUCCUAUGCUGGUUGCCUUACCACGUUAUUAAUAUUAUUGAUGUAGUUUGCAUUUUUGGGUCAGACACAGCAUGCAUACCAGAAGGUUUUGUCUUCAGCUCUGGUGCCCUGGUUUUUAUCAGCAGCUCAGUAAAUCCUUUACUAUACACCUUCUUCGCCAGGAACUUGAAAGGCAGUCUUGGAGAGUCUCGUUUGGUCAAGCUGUUUAAGGAACUGGCCUCGAACACAAAUAGACUCAGGGAGCUCGCAAUUCAACACCAGAAGGACCAGAGAUCAACAGAGAUAGGGGUCACAUCUACCUGUCUGAAUUAAAAAUGGAAGUGGGGAAAACAUUACUGCAGUUAUGGAUAAGUUGGACUGAAAGAUGUGAAUGUGUCCUGAGUUGCAAUUCUCUUUACUACCAUAUGGCUGUACCCUUGCUUUAAUUCAGAUUCAGGCAAAACCACCUAACAGCUUAUCACAUGUUGUUCAAAAUAUUUAGAACUUGUGGUUGUUGCUUAAAUUUGUAAGAUUCUGCAUUUUCUGUUGCAUAUAUUGUGUUUUUACAAUACAAACAACCUUUUCUAGCUUUUAGAAUUUUUGUAACACAUCAAAGAAAUAAGUAUCCAAUUUUGGAGACAGAAAACUUAUUAUAUGGUGAAGUUUAUAAUAUUUUAAUUCUGUCCAGAGUGCUUCAGGUAUUCUGAUUAAAGAUAUUAUCCAGUGGUAUAUGUUUUUUCCACUAAAAAUGUACACUGAGCACAUGGAAGCCUAUUUUUGACAGAGUAUUUUGUUUUGACAAAAUAAUGAUUUACAUCAAAACUGUCCAGAAAGCAGAAACCACUGCUAACUAUAUCGAACACAAAGACCCGUCUCACAUUUAUCAAGAAAAAAACUUUGGUGGUGAUCCCCAAAACAUUUGGGAAAAUAUUCUGCAGACUUAUGUGACAAAAGUGAAACUUUCCAUCUGACAAGAAACUAACCCAGCAUUUCAGCAAAGGGGCAUCAUACAGGUAAAUUCUGCUUUCUACCAGAAAAUCCUGAGGGAGAUGUCUACCCAUCAGUUUGUAACUUUAAGCACAAGUGCACUUGGAUGCAACAGGAAAAUGACUCAAAACACAACAGCAAGUCCAUCUUUGUUGAAAAUGUUUUUUUGUAAUUAUUCAGGUUAUCUUUGUCUGAUAUGAAAAUGUCUUUGAUCAUCUGUAAAAUUCAAGUGUGACAAAUACACAAAGUAAAAUCAGAGGAAGGGAGCAAAUACUUUUCCCAGUAUUGCACA
Messenger RNA from Girardinichthys multiradiatus, 2342 nucleotides. RefSeq names its product leukotriene B4 receptor 1-like. The transcript has 2 exons. Lineage: Eukaryota; Metazoa; Chordata; Actinopteri; Cyprinodontiformes; Goodeidae. Gene Ontology annotation, cellular component: membrane. Bases 392 to 1396 code for a protein of 334 amino acids. Gene Ontology annotation, molecular function: G protein-coupled receptor activity. The record is from RefSeq and is a predicted model, not a curated record. Gene Ontology annotation, biological process: G protein-coupled receptor signaling pathway.